AUAUCCACUUAAUAUUCAACAAACGCCACACAGCAGUACAACACUGCAGCGUACUCUGUUCUCCGCCUUCUCUCUCGCCGGCGGCGGCUUCACCACCCUCACGGCAGUCAAGCUUUUCGUGUUUUGGACUUCUGUGAACACUGAAUGGAAGAGGUCUCAGAUGAUUAUGGAGCUUUCAUUGACAAAUUCACACUUCAACCAAACUCUUCUUCUCCACAGCUUCCCUUACAUGGCCUCACCUUUGCUGUAAAAGACAUAUUCGAUGUGAAUGGGUAUGUGACUGGAUUUGGGAAUCCAGAUUGGGCAAGGACUCAUUCUGCUGCAACAUCUACUGCACCUGUGAUUUUGGAUCUUCUAAAGGCAGGUGCCACCGGUGUUGGCAAGACUUUCAUGGAUGAAAUGGCAUACAGUAUAAAUGGUGAGAACAUCCAUUAUGGAACACCCAGAAAUCCUUGUGCUGCAGAUAGGGUUCCUGGAGGGUCUUCUAGUGGAUCUGCUGUUGCUGUCGGUGCAAUGCUAGUGGACUUUUCCUUAGGUACUGACACGGGGGGAAGUGUAAGAGUCCCUGCAUCAUACUGUGGGAUAUUUGGAAUCCGGCCAUCUCAUGGAGUUGUUUCAACUACUGGAGUUAUUCCAAUGGCACAAAGUUUUGAUACAGUUGGAUGGUUUGCUAGGGAUUCUUCAAUCUUGAAGCAAGUUGGGAAAGUCUUAUUGCCUUCUCAAGACUUGCUUCCUGUUAGACCUAAUCAAAUUAUCAUUGCAGAGGAUUGUUUCAAGCUUCAAGACUUUUGGGGCAGCCAAUUCACAAAAGCUCUGAUAAAUUCAAUAGAAAAGUUAUAUGGACGCGGGACCAUUAAACAUGCUCAUCUGGGAGAAAUUGUUAAGGAAAAUGUUCCAAGUUUGAAACCUUUCAUGAGCCAGGGAUCUGAAGGCCAAGAAUAUAUACCCUCGCUAUUAGCUCUUUCAAAUGCUAUGCGAUUGCUUCAAAGAUAUGAAUUCAAGGAGAACCAUGGUGAAUGGAUUAGUACAAUUAAGCCUAAUUUAGGUCCUGGAAUAGCAGAACGAGCUUGGGAAGCCCUCAAGACCACAGAUGAAAAGAUUGAUGUCUGCCUCUCUGUAAAGGCUGAACUAAAAGAAGCUCUUGUUGCACUCCUAGGGGAUGCUGGCAUCCUUGCUAUCCCGACAGUUCCUGGCCCUCCACCGAAGCUACAGACAGACCCCACCAGCUUGGAAGCCUUUCGUGUCAAAGCUUUUAGUCUAUUAUCCAUUGCCGGAGUAUCAGGAGUUUGCCAGGUGAACAUACCCCUUGGAGUACAUGGCAAUCUUCCUGUAGGAAUUUCAUUGUUGGCAAAGCAUGGCUCUGAUCUUUUCCUACUCGAUAUUGUUGAUACUAUCUACGGAACUCUCAAGGAGCAGGUUGAAUUGCUAAAAGAGUGAUUACUGAACUUCAUUCAUAUGUUGCUGCUGUAAAUACUCAUAUGGGAUAACAACCAAACUGGAAAACCUAACUAAGAAGAAUGCAGUUUACCAUUUAUGAUAUUUCCAGUUGAAAGUUUUUCUGGUUGGGGUAGGAUAUACGGAAUUUUUUUCUCCCUUUUAACCUUAAAAAGAUUAAGGUAACUACCAAAUCAUUGAAGUGUUAACAUGUUAUCACCUGUCCAAAAACCAUCCAUUUGCCAUCUGAUUCCUACCGAGAAUUUGAUUGUCAGCCCGCAUAAUUCUCUAUAAAUCACUACUGAGAAACUUUAGCCCAUCACUCCAACAACGCUAUCUAAGAUGAAUCCUAUAUCCUGGUGGAUAGUGAAGAACAGCCAUCAGACCAGAGUAGUCAACAUUACUCUUUCUUGUAGUUCUACACAUUGUGAAAGUAAUAAAAUGAAGAAAGACUUGUCCACAAUCACUUGAUUGGGUUUUCCAACCAAAAGAGGCAUGAGAACUGAAGGGUAUUUGCUUGGGCUGAGUUAAGUAUAGACUGAGUAGCUAGCAAGAUAAAAAAAAAAUGCACUAAUGCAGCAAUAAAA
Ipomoea triloba (trilobed morning glory) is the source of this 2021-nucleotide messenger RNA. RefSeq names its product amidase 1. The transcript has 11 exons. The coding region runs from base 145 to 1437 and encodes 430 amino acids. The record is from RefSeq and is a predicted model, not a curated record. NCBI's taxonomy places the organism in Eukaryota, Viridiplantae, Streptophyta, Magnoliopsida, Solanales, Convolvulaceae.